Messenger RNA from Tarenaya hassleriana, 1034 nucleotides. RefSeq names its product 40S ribosomal protein S3a-1-like. The record is from RefSeq and is a predicted model, not a curated record. Bases 99 to 884 code for a protein of 261 amino acids. Gene Ontology annotation, molecular function: structural constituent of ribosome. The transcript has 7 exons. Lineage: Eukaryota; Viridiplantae; Streptophyta; Magnoliopsida; Brassicales; Cleomaceae. Gene Ontology annotation, cellular component: cytosol; ribosome. Gene Ontology annotation, biological process: translation.
CUAGAGCCAACCAACAAAACCCUAAGAUUAAGACGCGGAUAGCUCUUUGUAUACGAACAAGCUCAAACUUUUAGGGUUUCUCCUCCGCAGCUGCAACAAUGGCGGUCGGGAAGAACAAAAGGAUCUCCAAGGGAAGGAAAGGAGGGAAGAAGAAGAUAGUUGAUCCUUUUUCCAAGAAGGAUUGGUAUGACAUCAAGGCGCCGUCUGUGUUCACUGUUAGGAAUGUCGGAAAGACCCUGGUCUCCAGAACACAGGGUACUAAGAUUGCAUCCGAGGGACUCAAACACCGAGUCUUUGAGGUUUCUCUGGCUGAUCUUCAAGGUGAUGAGGAUAACGCCUACAGGAAGAUCCGUCUCAGAGCCGAAGACGUCCAGGGAAGGAAUGUCCUUACCAACUUCUGGGGAAUGGAUUUCACCACUGACAAGCUGAGGUCAUUGGUAAAGAAGUGGCAGACGCUUAUCGAGGCCCAUGUCGAUGUUAAAACCACCGACAACUACACCCUCAGGUUGUUCUGCAUUGCCUUCACCAAGAGACGGGCAAACCAGGUCAAGAGGACUUGCUAUGCUCAAUCCAGCCAGAUCCGUCAGAUCCGUAGAAAGAUGAGGGAAAUCAUGGUUAAGGAGGCUUCAUCAUGUGAUCUGAAAGAUCUUGUCGCAAAGUUCAUCCCUGAGGCCAUUGGUAGGGAGAUCGAGAAGGCUACACAGAGCAUCUAUCCUCUCCAGAACGUUUUCAUUAGGAAAGUCAAGAUCUUGAAGGCACCCAAAUUCGAUCUGGGCAAAUUGAUGGAGGUGCAUGGAGAUUACUCGGAGGACGUCGGAGUGAAGGUCGAGAGGCCGGCAGAUGAACCGAUGGCGGAGGAGCCGACUGAGGUCAUUGGAGCUUGAAGGUUGGCUUCCAUCGUUUUCUGAUGACUGUUAUUUCCUUCAUGUUUUGGGAUUAUUUAUCUUGUGUUUUGAGAUUUUGUCUUCAACUAUACUUCUGUCUUAAUUUUGGGUUCGGAACCCUAAGAACAUUAAGUCCUUGCUUUUUGCUCU